Molecule: messenger RNA, 2999 nt
Organism: Triplophysa rosa
Lineage: Eukaryota; Metazoa; Chordata; Actinopteri; Cypriniformes; Nemacheilidae
Product: zinc finger protein 239-like
Exons: 3
Coding region: 243-1226 (327 amino acids)
Biological process (GO): regulation of transcription by RNA polymerase II
Cellular component (GO): nucleus
Molecular function (GO): RNA polymerase II cis-regulatory region sequence-specific DNA binding; DNA-binding transcription factor activity, RNA polymerase II-specific
Source: RefSeq, a predicted model, not a curated record
GAUUUUGUUCCUUCAGGUAAACUGUUGAACUGCAAUAACAUGGAGAUAAAAACAGAACCCAAAUCAGAGGAAGAUCAAACUGAUGAAGAUGAUGACUUUAUACCCUCAGUCGAAAAGAAAUUAAGGUUUUUGAUGAAAACAUUCCAGGAUUUUUCUCCAUAUAGUGGACUUCAACACUGACUCGGUACUUCCGCCUACGUCAAGCGUGACCUUUUCAACGUAAUUACGUAUUACGUGAAGUCAUGAACGCACAUCGCAGAACAGAGCAAGAUGAGAGCGGUGAUUCAUGUUGUGAUGGAGAAACGGCCUCGACAUCAAAACAGCGACUGACAGCACAAACUCUUUCCUGCAUCACAGUGGAACAUUUAGAGGGACAUGAGAGGAGGCACACAGAACAGAAAGUCUUACAAGAGCAGCGACAUCAUUCAGAAAAGCACAGAGACCAGAAACACUUUCACUGUCAGCAGUGUGGGAAGAGUUUUCUCUGCUCUUCUCGUCUGAACGCUCACAUGAGGACACACACUGGAGAAAAACCUUUCCACUGCAGUGAAUGUGGCAAAUAUUUCAGCUUCAAACAAAGUCUAGUUGCUCAUCAGAGAAUUCACACGGGAGAAAAACCUUUCCACUGCAGUGAAUGUGACAAAUAUUUCAGCAUCAAACAAAGUCUAGUUGCUCAUCAGAGAAUUCACACAGGGGGAAAACCGCACGCGUGUCCUCACUGUGAGUGGAGAUUCAACAACAAAUACAAUCUGAAGAGACACAUGUGUGUACACACCGAUGAGAGACCGUAUCAGUGCAGUGAAUGUGGACAAACCUUUAAGCAGUUAAAUUAUCUACAGGACCACAUAAGAAGUCACUCUGAGGAGAAGCUGUAUCAGUGUUCACACUGUGAUAAACACUUCAAUCAUAAAACCAGUCUGAUACGUCAUGAGAGAACUCACACUGGAGAGAAGCCUUAUCACUGCAGUGUUUGUGGAAAGAGUUUCACUCAACAAGCUAACUUACUAAUGCAUCAGAGAACUCAUACAGGAGAAAAACACUAUAAAUGUUCUCAGUGUGACAAGACGUUUGCUCGAUCAGAUGGCCUGAGGAUCCAUGAGAGAGUUCACACUGGAGAGAAACCUUAUCACUGCUCCAUCUGUGGAGAGAGAUUCACUUAUUCAAGAAGUUUACAGACUCAUCAGAAGAAACAUGCUGAAGAACAAACUGCACUGGAAUCAUCAUAGCGUCUCAAUCUGUUAAAAGUCUGAGUGCUCGCUGCCAGUGUUGAGGUCAAUAUCACUUUAAAAGGGACAGUUCACACUGAAAUCAAAAUUCUGUCAUCAGUUAUUCUCCUCAUGUGUUUGUAAACCUGUAUGUGAGUCUUGCUUCAGUGGAACACAACAGAAGGUAUUUUGAGAAAUGUCUCAGUGGUUUUGUGUUCAAUCAGUGGAAGUCAGUGGAGUUCAGUGUUGUUUGAUUAUCAACGUUCUUCAAAAUAUCUUCUGUUGUGUUCCGAAAAAGUAAGUCAUACAGGUUUGUGAAGUGGAUUGAGAAAAAUCCUAAAUGCUCACAUCUGUUUAAACGUGUAUGAUGUUGAUUCUAGACUUUAUAACGGAUGUAAAGCACCAGUUAGCAGAGUCCAGUCACUAGCAGUGGGAAGUGGGAAGUCAUCAUCACCCUCAUAAAACAGAAUAAACUUGAGGCUUUGUCUCAGAUGUGUCCAUGUCAUGGUCAGUAAAGUGUCAUUAAUAGUUCAAGUACACGCUCAGGUAGACUUUUAUGUUAUUUUGAUGUCUAUUUCUUGUUUUGGCUGUACUUUACUCUUUAAUGUUUAUUGAUUUAUUGAGUUUGUAGGGCGUCUAUAAGUAAAUUGUUCUAGUUACUGAGAAAAGUAAUAUUAUUACUGUGACACGUUACUGCCCGACACUGGUUGACUGUGUUGUUAUAAUAAAAGGACUAUGUCUUAUUUUUUUCUAAAGGUUUGAAAUAAGCAACAAUAUGUAGUUUGUUAGAAGUCAUUCAGUAUAAUAAGAUCAGGAAACCAUUUUAAAAUCAUAUAAAAACUGAUGGUCAUUCAGCAGUCUUGGCACAGGCACAUAUGUGUUAAACUUUAUGAAUAUUAAUAUCUUAAAGCAUUUUUGUAUUUAUAUUUGAUAUUAAUUUUAGAUGCCCACAAACAGGGAGUUACCGCGAAUUACCAAAAAAAGUGUUGCAGAUUGCAAUUGUCAGAAUAAAAAACAUAUUUCUGGACAGUGAGUCCCCUCUACAAACUCGUGAGCUCCUGAGGGGAUCAUUUUCAUCUCCAUGCGGUGCCGGCGCGCCUGAAAAAAUAAUGUAGGCUGCCACGCACCUACAUUUAAAAUAACGAAUUUGCGCCUGCAAAAAACAUGAAAUGUGAACAGCCCCUAAUAAUAAUACUGUCCUUCCAACACUCAUCAAACAAAAUGUUAGGUAUUGAAAUCAGUAUAUCAAACAAAUGAUACUUUGAAGAAUGCACUUUGUAUGGUUUUCGAGCACAUUUGAGCACCUUGAACAACCAGUAAUGUCUGAGGCCUAAGGUUUUGAGGCCUAGAGUUUAAGGCUUUGAGGCCUAAAAGUGAACCAACCUUUGUUCAAAGCUUGCAUAAAUUCUGGGGACUUAACCACCGUUUAUGAGUAUCCAUGGUAAUGGUCUUGGUCCAGUUAUAUUGGUAAAAACAUGUUUUUCUGUAACAUUCGGAGACUGGUAUCAUUGAGAAAAAUAAGCGUAGGCUACCUAUUGUGUGUAAAUUUAUUUAAAAAACUAAAUUACGAUUGGUCCGCCACACUUAGGACCAUACCUUGUUGCUUAAGAAAUGAGGGUGGCAGACGAAAAAGGAUUGUCUAAAGAAAAUAAGAGAUAACAGGACCUUACCUGAUUGGUAAAGGGUGGAGAACGCCCUCUGAAUGUGGUGUAAACUGUUGAUGCAAAAUGCUGUAUCUUCAGAUGCUUUGUGGACAUCUCACUUUGUUGGCUCGAGCAAAUAAAGUUCAAUUCU